AUCUUGGAUUUUAGUUGCUGUUAGCGUUUAGCUGUGACCAACCGUACUGAGGUCUUGUCCAUUUGCGUCUCGGGGUGGAUUCUUAUCAACCUCGAUCCUCGGUAUAAUCUAGUCCGGUCUGACGUAGGAGAACAAAAGAUGUCGUUUUACCCACUUUACCCGCUGUCUCUGAGCUGGGGGCUGUUCGCAGCGUUCAUCUGUCUGAUAUUACUGUAUGGGUACCGCACCAUGUCCGUGCUACAGAAGCUGGGCGUGCCGGGCCCCACCCCGCUGCCCUUCGUCGGAAACCUCCUGACCUACCGGAAGGGACAGAGCGUCGCCUUCAGGGAAUGGCGUCAGAAGUACGGCAGAGUUUACGGGAUCUAUGAAGGCCUGGCACCCAAGCUGGUCAUCACCGAUCCUGAGAUAGCGAAGAAUGUGUUCGUGAAAGACUUCAGCAACUUCCCCAUGAGGAUGCCCCUGUCCAUACCGAUCGGCCUGCCCGAUGAAACGCUGAUCUUUGCUACAUUCUCGGACCACAAGCGCCGGCGCGGCAUCCUGUCUCCGGCUUUCUCAGCAGCUAAGGUCAAACUGAUGGUGCCACUGGUUAACAGGUGUGUGGACUUCCUUAUGGAGAACCUGGAGAAGCUGUGUGUGGAGGACACCAGGUUUGACGCUAAAAGGGUGUUCAGCUACCUGACCCUGGACGUGAUGGCCAGCACAGCCUUCGGUGUGGAGGUGAACUCCCAGAAGGACCCGCAGCACGCUUUUGUUCAGAACGCCAGGAAGGUGGACCUGUCCGUGGUGGGGGGGAUGAAACCCAGCCUCAUCGUAGCAGCCGUCCUGUCGAUGGUUGUUCCCAUGGACGUUCUGGAGAAGUGGGGACUGACAGUCUGUCCUGCAGACGCCGUCUCCUUCUUCCACAGCAUCUUAGAAACCAUCCUCACCAUGAGGACCAAGCAACAGCCUGAAGAGCGGCGGAUGGACCUGUUAGAACUGAUGCGAGCAGCCCGGGUAGAACACAGCUUGGACCUGCCAGAGGACUUUGAGUUUGAGAAAAGCCUGUCAGCGGAUGAAGUCACAACAGAUGCGAUCAGUUUCUUCCUGGCGGGUUAUGACACCAUCGCAGGUCUGCUGGGCACCAUGGCUGUGAACCUGGCCAGGUACCCUGACAUCCAGGACAAGCUGGUACAGGAGGUCGCAGCUGUCACAAGCAAACAGGAUUAUGUUGAACGUGAGGACAUCCAAAAGCUGGAGAACUUGGAGAUGUUUCUGAAUGAGACCCUGAGGAUGGACUCUGGUGCAAGAUUUCCUCGGCUGUGCACCCAGGAGACUGAGAUCAGUGAGGGCCUGACUGUCCCUGUUGGAGUAGAGGUCAUCAUCGACUCUGACAGUCUGCACAUCGACCCUGAGUACUGGCCUGAACCUGGAACAUUCAUACCUGAGAGGUUCACCAAAGAGGAAUGCGACAAGCGGGAGCCAUUUGCGUUCAUCCCGUUCGGCCAGGGUCCGCGGAUGUGUAUCGGGAUGCACCUCGCCCUCAUGGCCACCAAGAUCACCGUGGCACGCGUCUUGCAGAAGUAUCGCUUUCUCGCCUGCACAGGCACGCCGACGGACCAUGGCUUGGGAUUCUUUGUGAACAACCAGUGGGUCAAGUUGGAGCGGCUGGAUUAG
Molecule: messenger RNA, 1653 nt
Organism: Branchiostoma belcheri (Belcher's lancelet)
Lineage: Eukaryota; Metazoa; Chordata; Leptocardii; Amphioxiformes; Branchiostomatidae
Product: cytochrome P450 3A8-like
Exons: 15
Coding region: 139-1653 (504 amino acids)
Molecular function (GO): heme binding; steroid hydroxylase activity; oxidoreductase activity, acting on paired donors, with incorporation or reduction of molecular oxygen
Source: RefSeq, a predicted model, not a curated record